AUGGGCAAUCUGUUUGGAAGUUUAUUCAAGGGACUUUUUGGUAAAAAAGAGGUUCGUAUUCUUAUGGUCGGUUUGGAUGCCGCUGGCAAAACUACCAUCUUGUACAAAUUAAAACUGGGCGAGAUAGUUACUACUAUACCCACAAUCGGUUUUAAUGUAGAGACUGUCGAGUAUAAGAAUAUUAGCUUUACGGUCUGGGAUGUUGGUGGCCAGGACAAAAUUAGGCCAUUAUGGCGUCAUUAUUUCCAAAAUACCCAAGGACUUAUUUUCGUAGUUGAUAGCAAUGAUCGUGAAAGAGUUAAUGAGGCCCGCGACGAAUUGAUGAGAAUGCUUAGCGAGGAUGAGUUACGAGAUGCAGCGUUAUUGGUCUUUGCUAACAAACAGGACUUGCCUAAUGCUAUGAAUGCUGCCGAAGUUACAGACAAGUUGGGACUCCAUUCGUUACGACAUCGCACAUGGUAUAUUCAAGCUACAUGUGCAACUAAUGGUGAUGGUUUAUAUGAAGGAUUAGAUUGGUUGUCCAACGAAUUGAAAGGUCAAAAGUAGAAUGGUCAGAGUAGACCUUAUUUUUUCCCAUCAUUAAAAAGUUAUCAAAUAAGCAUAGGCUAUAGAUCGUAAAAUACAUUUUAAGAGUUGAUCUAAAUAAAG
Messenger RNA from Trichoplax adhaerens, 648 nucleotides. Its product is annotated as ADP-ribosylation factor 1. Gene Ontology annotation, molecular function: GTPase activity; GTP binding. The transcript is spliced from 4 exons. Gene Ontology annotation, biological process: vesicle-mediated transport; intracellular protein transport. Gene Ontology annotation, cellular component: plasma membrane; cytoplasm. The coding region runs from base 1 to 546 and encodes 181 amino acids. NCBI's taxonomy places the organism in Eukaryota, Metazoa, Placozoa, Uniplacotomia, Trichoplacea, Trichoplacidae. The record is from RefSeq and is a predicted model, not a curated record.